UUCUCGGUUAAUGCAUACCUCCAAGGCUCCAACUGUUCUUGUCACACUCUCACUGUCCACGCUUGUCUUGGCCGCUUGACUAGAUACAACCACACAGCCAUGUCUUUUGCCAGCCACGCCGGCGCCGGCGCCGGCGACCAGCAGCACAGGUGCUGCUCCAGGACGGUGCACUUCGUGCUGGUCCCGAUGAUGGCGCAGGGGCACACCAUCCCCAUGACCGACAUGGCCCGCCUGCUGGCCGAGCACGGCGCUCAGAUCAGCCUCGUCACCACUCCGGUCAACGCCGGCAGGAUGGCGGGGUUCGUCGCCGCCGUGGAGGAGGCUGGCCUGCCAGUGCAGCUGCUGGAGCUCCCCUUCCCGGCUGCUGAUUUCGGCCUGCCAGACGGGUGCGAGAACAUUGACAUGCUCCAGUGCAAAGACGACAUGAGGAAAUUCCUCGAGGCCUGUGGCGCGCUCCGGGAGCCACUCAUGGCGAGGCUCCGGCAGCACGACCUGCCGCCGAGCUGCAUCGUAUCCGACAUGAUGCACUGGUGGACCAGUGACAUCGCCAGGGAGCUCGGUAUCCCCUGGCUUACCUUUAGUGGCUUCUGUACCUUUGCCUCCCUCGCCAGGGACAUUGUUUACCGUAACAAUCUAUUGCGGGACCUCACUGAUGAGGAGGAGGUCGUUAAGCUCUCAGGGUUCCCUACGCCGCUAGAGUUGCCAAAAGCUAGAUUGCCUGGAAGCUUGUGCGUUCCAGGUCUGGAGGAAAUCCGUGAGAAGAUCUAUGAUGAGGAGAUGCGAAGCGACGGCAAGGUCAUGAACAGCUUCGACGAGCUGGAGACUUUGUACAUGGAGUCCUAUAAGCAGGUGACAGAUAAGGUCUGGACGAUCGGCCCAAUGUGCCUGUGUCACAGAGACAGAAACACAAUGGCUGCUAGAGGAAACAAGGCGUCAUUGGAUGAAGUAAAAUGUUUGCAAUGGCUCGAUUCAAAGAAGCCAGGUUCCGUGAUCUUUGUCAGUUUUGGCACCCUUGUCAGCACCGCGCCUCAGCAGCUUGUUGAGCUGGGACUGGGGCUUGAAGCUUCCAACAAACCGUUCAUAUGGGUGAUCAAAGCAGGAAAUAAGUUUCCAGUAGUCGAGAAAUGGCUUGCAGAUGGAUUCGAGGAACGUGUCAUAGACAGAGGGAUGAUCAUAAGAGGUUGGGCACCACAGAUGAUGAUCCUGUGGCACCAGGCCAUUGGAGGGUUCAUGACACAUUGUGGGUGGAACUCGACAAUAGAGGGCAUCUGCGCGGGUGUGCCUAUGAUCACAUGGCCACACUUUGCAGAGCAAUUCUUGAAUGAAAAACUGGUAGUGGAUCACCUGAAAAUUGGGAUGGAGGUUGGAGUGAAAGGAGUGACACAGUGGGGAAGUGAACAAAAAGAGGCUCAGGUGACAAGGAAUUCUGUGGAGACAGCAGUGUCCACAUUGAUGAAUGAGGGGGAGGCUGCACAGGGGAUGAGAAUGAGAGCAAAAGAUUUUGGCAUAAAGGCAAGGAGGGCUUUGGAAGAGGGAGGUUCUUCAUAUAACAACAUAAGGUUAUUGAUUCAAGAAAUGGGAAACGAGCAAAAUGCAUCUGGUUGAUACAUAUAUAUGGGAAUAAGCUUUUUUUAUUAAAAUUCUAGAUCUGAAAGAAUGAAUUGGAGGAUACUAUCGUACCUAUAUACUUGUAAGGAUGGGAGGAGUCCAUAUUUGGCCCUUUAACUAUGGUCUUGCCCGGAUUUUCAUCCCUAAGAAUUGUGCUCCCUUCAAUUCCAAAUACAAGCCGUGUAAAGACUUGUGCAUAAAUAUGAUUUAUUUAUUAGAAGGAUAACAUUUAUUUAGUAUGGAAAAUCUGGAAGAAUAGUAAAAACUUCUGUAUUCUAAAAUGACUUGAUAUUGAGAAA
Molecule: messenger RNA, 1907 nt
Organism: Oryza sativa Japonica Group (Japanese rice)
Lineage: Eukaryota; Viridiplantae; Streptophyta; Magnoliopsida; Poales; Poaceae
Product: UDP-glycosyltransferase 73C6
Molecular function (GO): UDP-glucosyltransferase activity
Source: RefSeq, a predicted model, not a curated record